Messenger RNA from Blumeria graminis f. sp. triticale, 390 nucleotides. NCBI's taxonomy places the organism in Eukaryota, Fungi, Ascomycota, Leotiomycetes, Helotiales, Erysiphaceae. The record is from the annotation of a GenBank genome assembly.
AUGAAGCUUCUCAGCGCUGCCUCCACGGCCGCGCUGGCGUGCCUUUUGUUACUGGCGCCUGUUACACUUGGAGAUGGAUACUUUCAAUGCAGUUAUGACGAAAGAUUCACCCUUGCAUACGUCCAACAAAAAGAUUCACAGUGUGAAGUAAGACAUGCGAAAGAUGAUGAACCUAAAGGUCCCAACGGCGAAUUAUACAGAACAACUCAUAUCCUGACGACGCCACGGAUAGGACUAUACGUAUACUAUAUAAUUCAAGUUGUUGAUGACGCCCCAACCUACCGCAUCUAUGAGAAUCUAUCAAUAGAAUGGGAACCAUGUGUUUAUCAAGAAAUCAAUGAACAAGUGCAACAUGGAGAUAAUGAUUUUGAUCAAAGCGGUAUCUAUUAA